AUGGCUGAAAAGCAGCCACACCUAUACAUCCAGAUGUCAGAUUUGGACACAAAUGGUAUCCCCAGCGGAGCCCAGUCCUCAGCAGACUCUGCUGCCAGGGCAGGGAGUGUGCUCACGUUCCACAACAUCUGCUACCACGUGAAGACAAAGAGUGGGUUCCUGUGUUGUCGAAAAACAGCCAGUAAAGAAGUUCUGAGAGAUGUCAAUGGCAUCAUGAGACCAGGACUGAAUGCAAUUUUGGGACCCACUGGCAGUGGGAAAUCUUCCUUACUCGACAUUUUGGCUGCAAGGAAGGAUCCCCAUGGGCUUUCUGGUGACAUUUUGAUCAAUGGAUCUCCUCAGCCUGCCAACUUCAAAUGUACCUCCGGGUAUGUAGUCCAGGAUGAUGUGGUGAUGGGAACCCUGACUGUGAGAGAAAACCUGCAGUUCUCAGCAGCACUUCGCUUGCCAAACUCAGUGAAGGAGCAGGAGAAGAAUGAACGAGUUAAUCAGAUCAUCAAGGAACUGGGUUUGAGCAAAGUGGCAGAUUCCAAGGUUGGCACCCAGUUCAGUCGUGGGGUGUCUGGAGGGGAGCGGAAAAGGACCAACAUUGGGAUGGAGCUCAUCACGGAUCCUGCCAUCCUCUUUUUGGAUGAGCCAACAACAGGACUUGAUGCCAGCACUGCUAAUGCUGUUCUGCUGCUCCUGAAAAGGAUGGCAAAACAAGGCAAAACCAUCAUCUUCUCCAUCCACCAGCCUCGAUACUCCAUCUUCCGCCUGUUUGACAGCCUGACCCUGCUGGCUGCAGGCAGAGUGCUGUACCACGGGCCAGCCCAGCAGGCCGUCGACUACUUCCAGUCCAUUGGUCACCAGUGUGAGCCCUACAACAACCCUGCUGACUUCUUCCUGGACAUCAUCAACGGCGACUCCACCGCUGUGGCACUGAGCAAGACAGAUGAAACCACCACAGAGAGCUCUGAAGAUCACACUGAAUAUGAUAAAACCUUGGCUGAGCAACUGGCAGAAAAAUACUCCAACUCUGCCUACUACAGAGAAACAAAAGCACAGUUAGAGAACAUUUCUGUGGGAGAUAAGAAGAAAACAAAAGCAGUUUUCCGACAAAUCACAUAUGCCAAUUCCUUCUGUCACCAGCUGAAAUGGGUGUCCAGACGCACCUUUAAAAACUUGGUGGGAAACCCUCAGGCUUCCAUAGCUCAGGUGUGCGUUACAGCUUUCCUGGGACUGGUUGUAGGUGCCAUUUUCUUUGGACUUAAAGAGGACGCUGCUGGGCUGCAGAACAGAGUGGGUGCAAUGUUCUUCCUCACCACCAACCAGUGCUUCAGCAGCAUCUCAGCCAUUGAGCUCUUUGUUGUGGAAAAAAAGAUAUUUAUACAUGAAUAUAUCAGUGGCUACUACAGAACCUCUGCAUAUUUCAUCUCAAAGCUCAUGGCUGAUUUGAUCCCCAUAAGGACUGUACCAAGCAUCAUCUUCACCUGUAUAGUUUACUUCAUGUUAGGUUUGAAACCAACAGUGGGAGCCUUCUUCACAAUGAUGUUCACCCUCAUGAUGGUGUCCUACACAGCCACGUCCAUGGCACUGGCCAUCGCCACAGGGCAGAAUGUGGUCGCUGUAGCCAACCUGCUCAUGACUAUCACAUUUGUCUUCAUGAUCCUUUUCUCUGGGUUGCUGGUCAAUCUCACAAGUGUCAUGUCCUGGCUCUCCUGGCUCAAAUACUUCAGCAUCCCUCGCUAUGGAAUGACAGCUUUGGAAAUCAAUGAACUGUCUGGACUGAACUUCUGUGGCAUCAGCAAUAUCACAAACAGUGCCAACAGCUAUCGAGAGAUGGGCCCCAUGGCAUGUACUGGAGAUGAGUACCUGAAAAGCCAAGGCAUUGAUGCCAGUCCCUGGGGGCUGUGGCAGAACCAUGUGGCUCUUGCCUGCAUGACACUAAUCUUCAUCACCAUCGCCUACCUGAAACUGCACUUCAUGAAGAAGUUCUCCUGA
This is a messenger RNA of Acanthisitta chloris (rifleman), 1983 nucleotides long. It is a transcript of the gene ABCG2, whose product is annotated as ATP-binding cassette, sub-family G (WHITE), member 2 (Junior blood group). The coding region runs from base 1 to 1983 and encodes 660 amino acids. NCBI's taxonomy places the organism in Eukaryota, Metazoa, Chordata, Aves, Passeriformes, Acanthisittidae. Gene Ontology annotation, cellular component: plasma membrane. The transcript has 15 exons. Gene Ontology annotation, molecular function: ABC-type transporter activity; ATP binding; ATP hydrolysis activity. The record is from RefSeq and is a predicted model, not a curated record.